Messenger RNA from Etheostoma cragini (Arkansas darter), 1970 nucleotides. It is a transcript of the gene lhfpl4a, whose product is annotated as LHFPL tetraspan subfamily member 4a. Gene Ontology annotation, molecular function: GABA receptor binding. Gene Ontology annotation, biological process: sensory perception of sound; gamma-aminobutyric acid receptor clustering. Gene Ontology annotation, cellular component: plasma membrane; inhibitory synapse; postsynaptic membrane. The transcript has 4 exons. The record is from RefSeq and is a predicted model, not a curated record. Bases 338 to 1054 code for a protein of 238 amino acids. Lineage: Eukaryota; Metazoa; Chordata; Actinopteri; Perciformes; Percidae.
CCCCCCCCAUUCGUUUAUACAAUGUUUUGUCUCGUGAUAGCACAUUUGCAGGUAACAUUUGUAUCAUGUUGUGAUGGUGGCUCAUAUAACAGCCUUUAACAGCCACAUAAGAAAUAGCCAACGUGGGGGAUUUAUUUAGCGUAGGAAAGCUUUGAUAUAGAGAAGGAUUAUAAAAAAUACAAUACCUGGGAAGUGAGGGGUGUCGAGCUGUCUGGGCUAUUCAUUUUUUUAAUGAUUUAGGUUACAUUCAUUUUCUUUCUUGUGAGAUUCUAAAGAGGAGGAGGACGGGGGGGUGGGAAGAGAGAUAUAAAGAGAGAGAAAAAAAAAACGACCAAACAUGUUGCCUUCCCAAGAAGCCUCCAAGAUCUACCAUGACAAUUACAUGCGCAAUUCCCGGGCCAUCGGUGUGCUGUGGGCCAUCUUCACCAUCUGCUUCGCCAUUGUCAACGUGGUGGUGUUCAUCCAGCCCUACUGGAUCGGCGACAGCGUCAACACGCCGCAGGCCGGCUACUUCGGCCUCUUCCACUAUUGCGUGGGCACCGGGCCGUCGCCCAACCGGGAGCUCACCUGCGUGGGAAGCUUCUCCGACUUCAGCUCCAUCCCGUCCGGAGCCUUCAAGGCGGCCUCUGUGUUCGUGCUGCUGUCCAUGGUGCUGACCCUCAGCUGCAUCGCCUGCAUGGCGCUCUUCUUCUUCUGCAACACCUCCACCGUUUACAAGACCUGCGCCUGGAUGCAGCUGCUGUGCGGAGUUUGCCUGGUGCUGGGUUGCAUGAUCUUCCCCGACGGAUGGGACGCCGAGGUGAUCCGUGACAUGUGCGGGGAGCAGGCGGGGAAAUACUCCCUGGGCGAUUGCUCUGUACGCUGGGCCUAUAUGCUGGCCAUCAUGGGCAUCCUGGACGCCCUCAUCCUCUCCUUCCUGGCCUUCGUCCUGGGCAACCGGCAGACAGAUUUCUAUCUGGAUGAUUUGCAGACAGACAACAAAGAUUUUGCUGUGUCAAGGAUUGAGGUGCGGGACAGAAGAGAGCCAAGGUAUGGAGUGCAGCGUCUUCACUGAGACAACAAUGACACUGGACAACAUAACCUGUCUUCUCUUUUCUUCUACAAUUAUUUCCUUCCCUAUCCUCUCUUCUCCACCUCAAUUCUCUUAUCUCCAAUGAUCAGGAUAUCACCCAAUCUUAAUACAGACACCAAGUCAACAGGAUUCUGUAAGAUUUAGACAAAAAAAAAACGCACUGGCAAAACUAUAUUUUCAAAAAAAAGAAAAUUAUACAAGGUUGUACAGUGCAUUUAACACUUGACUUUCUCAACGAAUACCUUAAUGAUGGAAAAAAAGGUUUACUGUAUUCAAAGUCUUGAUUUGUGUGAGAAUACAACCCUUACGAUGAAGAACCAUAAUGUCCAUCUAUUAUUUAUUAAGGAUUUAUUUCAAAUCUUGCUAUUUAAUGACUUUGAGUUUGUGUGUUGUGUACAUGCAUUGCUUCAGAAAGCAAAUUAUUGAUACUUCUGGUACACUGAUGAGAGUCGAGACUCGCAAUACAGCGGCAAGUCCAUAACGAAACGUUCAAAACACCUCAACACUGACUUGAAUGGCUCUUCAUCCAAGGACUUUCAAAUGUGAGGAAUUUAAAGGAGUACCCCAUCGCAGCUUUACAGAACCUAACAUCUCUGGGAGAUUCUCUACUGUACAUACUUAACAAUGUAAAUAACUUUACUGCUGACAAAAACAGCCGACAACAAAACCUCAUCUGACUCUAAUGCAUUCAAGUAUAGUACUUAUGACCUGGUUUCAGUGUUCCUUGUGCCAGAAGAGCAUCGGAGUAUGUGCAAAUCCAUUGUGUUUAUAUUACUCCUCACAACUGAGUGGGUGGGAUUAGACAGAUGGGAAUAAAAUGGAUAUCUUUGCUGGAUAUUCCACAGAAAAGCAGGGGGCUGCGAAUCCAAUUGAUUGUGUAUUACAAUUUUUUGACACA